This is a messenger RNA of Myripristis murdjan (pinecone soldierfish), 5070 nucleotides long. It is a transcript of the gene sycp2, whose product is annotated as synaptonemal complex protein 2. The record is from RefSeq and is a predicted model, not a curated record. Gene Ontology annotation, cellular component: condensed chromosome, centromeric region; lateral element. Bases 1 to 4755 code for a protein of 1584 amino acids. Gene Ontology annotation, biological process: male meiotic nuclear division; mitotic G1 phase; female meiotic nuclear division. NCBI's taxonomy places the organism in Eukaryota, Metazoa, Chordata, Actinopteri, Holocentriformes, Holocentridae. The transcript is spliced from 44 exons.
AUGGCAUCUAGUCAAGCAGAACAGUUGGAGAAACUUGUUGAUGAGGUGCUGAAGAGUAGAAAUUUACAAGUACUGGAUGCAUUUUUGCAAGAGGAUAUUCAUGAGGAGGCCACCUUAAAAUGUUCUAAACAGUUCCUCACCAAAUUGGACAAACUUGUCACCAGGGGUUUAGAUCAAAAGGAUGUCAAAUCUGCCAGUUUGGGUCUCACAGUCAUCUGCAAAUAUGGGAAAAACCUGUUGCUGUCUGGAGGUCAAGGGCUACCAGGAAUCAUCACUCAGGGACUGGUCAAAAAGAUGUUGCAUUGGUUUGAGAAGUGCAGGCAGCUUUGGACCCAGGGCGGUCCACAAAGAGAUGGGGCCUUGCUUAACCUUUCUGAGGACUUCUUCGAUUCAUUAAUGAUUGUUCAUGAAGCAUGCAAAGAGGCAACAUAUGAAAUCACCGAAUCCCUUUUGUAUCCCAUUGGCCAACUGGCUGCUGAUCCCAGAGUCUACAUCCUGAUUCAAAAAGAGGCUAUUCGUAAAUUCAACCAUAUUCUGGACAAAAUCCCUGCAGAGCUAAAGAAAGAAAAGAAGAUCCUAUCAUCUCAGGAGGCCUCAGAUGUCAUGAUCAAACUGGCCGGCCAGAUAUUGGAUUGCGGUGAUUAUGAUUUGCAGAUUGCCUUAAUGGAGGCACUUUGCAGAAUGGCCACACCCAACCAAAGGAAGCAGCUGGCAGGCCACUGGUUCAGCAUGGAGUAUGUGGCCAAGGCCUUUGUCAAGAUCCGCGAUUCUCAGUUUGAAACGGAUUGCCGCAAGUUUCUGAACUUGGUGAAUGGGAUGCAGGGAGACAAAAGAAGAGUCUUUUCUUACCCUUGUUUGGAGGUUUUUGUAGACAAACAUGAGCUGCUAAUGCCCCGAGAUGAGAACCUGGAGGAAUUCUGGAUUGACUUUAACCUUGGCAGCCACAGUAUCUCCUUUUACUUCUCUCUGUCUGAUGAGGAGGUGCGAGAUAGGAGCAAGUGGGACACGUUGUGCAUCAGCGAGAACGAAGUCCAAAGCUACACUGUCACAGAGGAGAGCAGUAGGCAUGUCUUGAGGCUGAAGUUGUCAGAGUUGGUUGUUGUGGGUGUGGUGGAGGGGGCGAACCUUACCAUCCGCUUCAGCUCCUCCCUGGACAUCCUGCAGGCCGCUCGCAGAAUCUUUGGACACAUCAAGGAAAAAAGUGUUGUAGGCAAGGGCAGCACAUCUGUAGUUAAGACAUCAGUGAAGAUCGUAAUGGAGGAGAGCAACUCCCAGGCUUUUGUUCCAGAGAGCCAGAUGUCUCCCAGUCAAAGUGAGAGGAACAGUGCUCCCUUCUGUUUACCUUGCCCAGUUGCACCCUUGCAGAUGGUGUCUCCAGCCAAAAGGAGGAUCUCAGAGUCAACCUACAUCACCAGCAGUGCAGGAACAAGUGUGCAUGGUGCCAGUCCCUUCUCUGUUAUUCCAUCAAAGACUUCUCACAGGGUUAAAGGGAAGACACCUCUGGAGAAGGGCUGUUCAUAUGAUAGGCAGGGUGAAAAAUACCUGGCAAAGCAAGGGGCAACUGUGCAGACCUCCAGAAGAGGCAUAAAUCCUAGUAGUUCAGUGACAGGUGGUGUAAGGGACCAGAGUGAUACUUCCAAACAGGUCACCAGAACUGAAGCUGAAAAAUACAGAAAGAACAUCCCAUUGAAAAACGCAGUGGCGAUGGUUCUAGCUGAACAGGGGAGAGAAGGGGAGCCUCUGGACCAAGGUUUUGUGCCUGACUCACAACCAACCAUGAAAACUGAGAGAAGAAUAUAUUCUCACUGCAACAAACUGGCAGUGUCUGAGAUGUUAAUGAUGCCCACACAGAAAAUCAAUUCUCUGUCCAAACCUGGUAAGGACGAACUGUUUCCAAUAUGGCCGGUCAACCAACAGCAGUUCCACAAAGAGCUCACCGAGCGCCUAAAGAAGGUCUUCAACGAGAGGAACCAAGCUCCUACGCCUCACAAAGUAGCUGAACCCCAAGGAAAUAAAUCAGAGGUUAGAGAGGAUUCUUGGGGCAGAGGCCCUGCAGACCAGUGUGACUCCACAUGGGAAGCGUCCAAAGAGCCCCAGAAGCAGCAGGCACAAAGAAAGUACCUGACCAAAGAGAGUAAAGACCAGAAGUCUGUGAAGGCAGAUCUUGUUGCAGUCAAAGCCCCAGCCAAAGCUAUCCCACCUAAUGUCCUACAGGAGAGAAUAACACCCAACCUUAAGGUUAUAGCUACAAGGCCCCUCUCCAGCAAGGAGAAGAGAAAUUCAGAGGUUGCAGGCAGCAUGGUGAAACUCAUCUCUAGCCAUUACAAAAGUAACACCUACUCCACAGCUAAAGCCACAACAGACAACACCCCUCCAUUACGGAUCCCUCAACCUGCUAACAAAGAAGACAUUUUUGCGUUCAGGAGUGAUUCUCCAUUUAAAAUUGGGGGAAAGGAUACACUUAUUAUUGGGUCCUCUGCCUUAUCGAGCAGUGGCAUUCGUGACUCCUGGACACUCCCCAGCACAACCAAGAAAGGAAAACCUGUGGCAGAACAGGGCAAGCGUUACGUGAAGAAGCACCUGUUCAGUGACACAGACACAGAUAAUGCUAUGACUGAGGUCAGCUGGCUAAAAGAGUCCAGCAGGAGGCCCAAACCCCAAGUUGCAAAAUACUCCAGGCAGGCGCCUCCCAAGACUAAGCCUCUGCUACUUGAUACAACACAUGUAUCCCUUGAUUUACUCUCUCCUCCAAAACCUGGAAAGGGGAAGACCAAAACCAGUAAGAAGACAUGGGGGGAAAAGAAGGCUGCGGAGCAGCUAGGGGAGACAGCAGCAGCUUCCAGCAGACAAGGAGCAGCAGGCAGGAGGCCCCAGAGAGCUGCAGCCACCACUGCCAAGAGCUACAAGGAGCCCGACACAGACGACAGCCAAUCAGAAUCAGAGAAGCCUCCUGCUUCCAAGGUUAAGAAGACAAAGACUACCCUGAGCAAAGAGCCCACCAAAAACUAUAGGAGGCUGGAAAGCAGUGACUCAGACACAAAGCAGCCACCUGCUCCCCAGGAAUGCUUGGUGAGUCCGCAGGGAAAAUAUGACAAAACUUACCAGGAAAUUGCUGCGGUGAAGAGGGGAAAAACACCUACCGCCAAUCCUAUACAUACCUAUAAGAAAACUCAGAAGAUUUGUCAAGAAACUGCUAACUUAAAUAAGAAAAAGAUCAUCCAUGCCAAAGACCAGAUUACUGUACAAAAGGAUUCUUGGGCUGCCCGCCUGGCCUCUCGCUCUCCCUCCCCUCCUUCCAUUGAGAGGAUGAGAUCUGCCAAGAGGUCAGCCCCAACCUUGGAUAUGACGCGCUCCCCUCUUCUCAGCCCGCAGGGAUCCCCUCUCCAUGCAUCCCCAACCCACCCCCGCCAGAACACCCCCUCACCCAUCCUGCAGCUACCCAAACCACCUCGUUCUGCUGUCAGCACUAAAGGAAACUUCCAGGCCUCCUCCUUUUACAAUGGAGAGAUUAAAGGCAACAAAUCAAACUCUUUAUCCCAUCACUCUCUCCACUCGGUCACCCCUACAGGUCAAACCCCUUCAUCUGGUGCUGCUAAGAGACCUAGUGCUGCUGAGGUAAGUCCAAUCCAGCAGCCACUAUCCUCAGCACCCCAGUCUCCCUUGUCCCUUUCCCCCCAGCCCCUGUUGACAUCUACAGCCUUGGAGCUGUGCAAGGCCUCCAAGGCUCCACAUCCCCAGUUACACACAUCUGGUAACACCCUUAACUAUGACCUCCAUUAUGGCUCCAGUACAGUGUCUCCAGUAUCCCAGGUGUUGCUGGGCCACUCCUCCACUAAGUCAUCUGUACCCACCACUGGUACAAAAGGCAGACUCACUGCUGCCCUCACCCAUAAAAUGGAGAAAACACCAUCUUCAGACAGGAAACUAAAGCGUCCACUGCAGGACAUCUUAGGACCCAGUCAUAAGCGCCACAUCUCUCAUGCCUUGACCAGUUAUUCAGAAGAGGAGGACAUGGAUGAGGGGAAGAAGGGCAAAAGGAUAGGGGAGCAUUCUGCUCGAAUGAGGCCCAGGAAACUGUUCAAAUCCAUUAUUAAGGUGUCCCCUGAAGGCGGGGUUAGCCAUGUGAUGUCCUCCAGCAUGGUGAGCUCCAGCCACUGGGAGUCUGAAGUUGAGGACGAAGACAUGGACACCGAUGAGGAUGAGGAUGUGGUGCUGCCAGACAUCACCAUCAAACCCCAUAACAUCGGUUCAAUGUGCAAACAAUUCAGUUCUGAACAACAGAAGAUGUUACAGAACCGUCACAGGCUGAUGAAGGUUUACAGCAAACAAAAUCUGAAGACUGUCCAGCAACAUGUGUCCUCCAUCAACAUGCAAGUCAAUAAAUACAGGACGCAGAAGCUUGAACAGAUCCAGGGAGUCCUUAUGGAGGAGAUCCGCAAUUUGGAGGAGGACAACACCAUACUUAACAACAUGGAGAAAGACCUGACUGUAUACUGGAAAAAGCAGUCCAUGGCUUUCCGUUCUUACCAGGAGAAGGGGUCCAGGAGAUAUGGGGCCCUGAAGAACGUCUUCCAGAACGACGUGUGUCACAGCUUGGAGUAUGAGGAGAGGAUAUUCACAUCCCAGAUGUGCCUGAUGAGAAAAGACAUGAAGUCAAUCCAGGACAGACUCCUCAGUGAGAUGGUGAGCGAGGAGAUGCAAGGUGUGAAAAGAGGUCUACAGGCUCUGUUCCUCCCUGAAGGGGCCAGGUUCUGACGCUAACGCAGUUGUGCCAAAGGUCUCACCACUAUACACAAGGGUCUAAACUACUGUGUGCCACACUGUGUAAACUGUGUUAUGCACAUCAGAAUAGCCCAUUUCAUUUCUUCAUUUCAGAGUUUUUCACGGAUGCAUUCAUGUUAGCAGGCUCUGCAUUUUAUUAUAUGUGGAUGUGUUCAUGUUAUGUGGGCCCAGUUAUGUUGUUGGUAUGUAUCCUCUUUUUAUGAGCAAUGUUAACUAUUUCUGAUAUUUACUAUUCUAUCAGUUUUGGUGUUGUUUGACACCUGUAAUAGUUGUUUCUUUCCAUGUCAU